UUAGAUCCCAUUCUCUACAUAUGGGGUGAGACUAAAAUUAUGUUAACCAGCAAUAAAGACUACAACGAAGGGAGGAAUAGAGUGGAACGAGGCAAUUAAAGGAGCAGAGGCAAUUUUGGAGCGGCGGAUUUUAAUUUGGGCAAGCGGAACUCAGCCUGGGGGAUAUGUUUCAGAUUAACUUCUCUUCAUUCUCCUCUCUCAACCGUCCGCCGCCUCUUCCGGUCCACACUCAUCCCCCUGCUUCCUUUCCCCACCGCAAUCUCUUUCUGCUUCAUCUAAAAGGAGAAUGAAAGAAGGGAAGACCAUCUCGGUUAUGGGCGAGGCAUCUUGCCGUCCUCCUCGACGUAGUGGUUGCCAAGAUUGUCCGGAUUACUUGGACAAAAAUAGUAACCGUCUAUUUCGUCGUUGUGUUGUUGACGUCAUCGACGGUCAAGUCAUCAUCGAUUAUUGCAGGUUUAGGUCGGCAGGAGCGUUGAGGCAAGGCGCCAGGAGAGUCCAGGCAGGCGCGACACGGCCCGGCGAGGAUCAGAGAGCGUCUUAUCCUCGCCACCAUUGCCGACGUCGGGGGGAGGAGGAGCGACUCAGGGCAACAAAACGAUGUCGUCUGCCGUUGGUGACUGGAUCGCAGAGCCGUGUGGCGGCGGAGCAGUAGCAGCCGAAUUGGGCGAUGUUGUGUGUGCCUACCGACGCACCGACGCGACGGUUACCGGUCCGGGGCGGUGUGGCGAUACCACCGGGCGACGGUUAAGCUAAGUAUUCUUAACUAUUCAAUUUUCUUAUUCAUUAGUAAUAUUUAUUUGUUUUCUUUUGUUAAUUAUCCUCCCUCAUUUAUUAAUUUUGUAUCUUUAUUUAUUUUCUUUUCCAUGUCUUGUAUCGUUUUCCAUCUAUGCAUCAAUUUUACUAGUUAUAUUUUAUCUUGUAUAACUAUAUGUUUCUUUUAUUAUUUCUUUUUCAAUUUCUGCAUCAAUUUUCCUAGUCAUAUUCUCGAGGAUGAAGUUCUUUUCAAGUUUAGGUUUGUAGUCUUUAUUAAAAAAAGGUUUGUAAAUAAUGUUGGUUAUCUAUGGUUUCCCGAUGACCUGGUUCACUUUUUCAAGUGAGAAAGUUGCCUUGUGUACAUGUUGGCCUGUUGGCUCAUUGGCCUGGAUUGUCCUUGCAGAGGCCUUUUUGUUUGUUCAUUUUGCAGGUGAAGAUUCAAUUGCAAAAUAAUCGAUUGGUGGCAGCUCUGUCAUGUCCACCAGGUGGCCUUUUGAUGAGAUUUGAUGGAGCACUGCUACGAAAUAGGGGAGGCAUCAUUGGCUUUGUGGUGUUGCUAUUGCUAAAUCGAAUUUUGGGAUGCUGUCGUGGAGGUUAUCCUUUUGAGUCCUGCUUCUUCACUGUAUCAAGUUGGCGUCGCACUUAUCAUGAAGUUGUAUCAUUUUGAUGGUUUGAGUGGUUUCCUUCACUUUUUUCUUAGGAACUAACAGAGCUGCCCAUUGCGUGGCAAAAUCGGCUCUUUCAUCGACAGCUCAAUUAGUAUUGACUGUCGCUUUUAUUUUUCAAUCCAUUGUAAUCAACUAUCUAUUACUAUUCUAUUUAUGGCAAAAAAAAAAUAAAGACUACAACGACUUUUUUUGAGAGACUACAAGGACAAGAUUAGGUGAUUAAAAGGGACCAAAUGAGUAAUUAUUGAAUCAAAGAAAUCUAUUUAGAAGGUUAAAUUAUUCAUUGACCUUGAGAAAAGAAAAUAUUUCAUUUUUCGAAUUAUUUCAUGUUCUCCUUUCUCCAAAUGAUUUCGAUAAAUUUCAACAACCGUUUCUUGUUUUUUUAAAUCCUCAUUCUUACUAUUUUGCUCUCCGCCUAUCUUUUUUUCCCCAAGCUAGCAAUAAAUAUUGGGAAGAAUGAUGAUGAGGAAAACUUCAUCAAAGGGGGGGGGGGUGUUUUCUCCGUUUUAGGGGGCUGGUUCCGGUGGCCAGCCUGUUUGUUUGUGGGCUGCCAUGCCUUGUAUCGGUUUGCGUUGUACUCCUCUUUCUGUCUUCUGUUUUAAUCGAUUUCACCUUUAUCAAAAAAAAAAACUUCAUCAAUCCUCAGUACAAGACCUUCAUCACAAUAUCAUUAUCGCUCUCUCCAUCUCUCUCGAUCAUUAUUACUAUAAUUUCAAUUUAACCUUAUCUUAGUUAGUUUCAUACAUCAUAUGCGACAAAUAACUAAUGAGACAACGACAUGAAAGUUAAUUUCCAGAAAGCCAUUAGAAUCUGUCAGUAAUAAUGACUAAUGAGAUAG
Linum trigynum is the source of this 2259-nucleotide messenger RNA. Lineage: Eukaryota; Viridiplantae; Streptophyta; Magnoliopsida; Malpighiales; Linaceae. The record is from the annotation of a GenBank genome assembly.